UUUGAAUGAGCUCGCCAAACAGCGGACCUCAAUCGACGAAAUGCGAGUCACCUGGUCUGUGAGCGGUUGGCGAUACGGUAUUCACCUCUCGCACCAUGCACUAUUUACGGCCACGACUGCUACGACUGGUGUUCACGUCUAAGCGCACCAAAGUCACUGUUACUCACGCCGACGCACACAGCAGCUGCAAACGGAAACAACCGACGCCGAUUUUCCUGAUAGGAACAAGUUUAUCACACGAAGCUACGGAAUGGCAACGACGAUUCAGCGAACUCGGUUAUCAAUCGACGACGGCCUUGUAUUCAUCUGAGGAAUUAGAAUCCUCAAAAAAAGACUCGCUCAACACUUAUUAUCAAGAUCUUGUUACCAUUGCACGCGAUCGGUGCUUUUUCCCUCCACUCCUUGUCGGCUUUGACAAAGGUUCCUGGGGUCUCUGCAGAAAGUUUGUAGCCAAUCAGCCCGUUUCGGCUUUAGCCAUGAUUGAGCAACUGCACGAUCGGGAUCAGCCCAACUUUUGGGCAAACGAGGCGUUAUCCGAAUUUGAACCCCACUUUCCUAUUCUUGUCAUUUCGCAACAAACGACCCUGCCUCCAUCGCUGACUUUUCUGCAAGAUGAGAUUGACCAUGUCGUGGCGCAGAAUGACACGAAACAACCGACACUCUCAGCCUUAUUAGCGUGGAUAGACGAAAUGAAUAUUUGAUAUUUCUGAACAUGCAAUGAGACACACGCGUACAAGUUUUUCGUGACUUGAAAAAAGAAGAAAAACUGAGUUCGUUUUUCACUUUAUCGUUCCAUUUUUCCUUUAUUCUCUUUAACAAUUCGAGCUUCAUCUGUUGGUGAAGAGCAGACAUCAUGACGAACAACUUGCUGGAUGUUGAACCCGUCGGAUAUUGGGGACCGAUAACAAGCUCUGUUGACUGGUCGGAGAU
This is a messenger RNA of Radiomyces spectabilis, 930 nucleotides long. RefSeq lists its product as uncharacterized. Lineage: Eukaryota; Fungi; Mucoromycota; Mucoromycetes; Mucorales; Radiomycetaceae. The transcript is spliced from 2 exons. The record is from RefSeq and is a predicted model, not a curated record. Bases 96 to 701 code for a protein of 201 amino acids.